Gongylonema pulchrum is the source of this 630-nucleotide messenger RNA. Lineage: Eukaryota; Metazoa; Nematoda; Chromadorea; Rhabditida; Gongylonematidae. The record is from the annotation of a GenBank genome assembly.
GAACCAGUUGAUAUUGAAAAAGGUCUGCUGCCGGAACAACAAAGCCGAAUCGCCAAAAGCUUGCAGUUCGACGGGAAAAAAACUCAGCUGGCAGCGGAGCAAAUUAAGCGGCUAUACGAUCUCUUUAUCGGUGUCGAUGCAACCCAGGUGGAAAUAAAUCCAUUUGUUGAGACAGCCGACGGAUUACGUUGGUCUCUUCUUGGCUUCUCAUACUGCGUUGAUGCCAAACUGAAUUUUGAUGAUAGCGCAGCGUUCCGACAUCCGGAUAUCUUUCAAAUGGAAAGCCUCGACAAUAUCGAUCCCCGAGAAGCACAAGCAAAAGCGAACAAUCUUAAUUAUAUACCGCUGGAGGGCAACAUUGGAUGCCUUGGUCUUGAGGGAGAAGUACUGCUGGUUAAAGCAAUUCUUGUGAACAUUUUUGGUGGUAUCGUGAACUGCGCGACAGUUGCAAAAGGCCUCAUUGCAGCGUUCAACAAAACUGGCCUGAAGAUUCCAAUGGUUGUACGCUUGGAAGGAACAAAUGUGAAAGCAGCACAAGAAUUGUUGCAGAAUAGCAAUCUUCCAAUCAUCGCAGCGGAUAGUUUCGAGGAUGCUGCUAAAAGAGCUGCAGCGUGUGUCAGUUCAUCUUGA